Messenger RNA from Bombina bombina (fire-bellied toad), 2387 nucleotides. It is a transcript of the gene SHE, whose product is annotated as Src homology 2 domain containing E. The record is from RefSeq and is a predicted model, not a curated record. The coding region runs from base 871 to 2163 and encodes 430 amino acids. Gene Ontology annotation, molecular function: phosphotyrosine residue binding. The transcript has 6 exons. NCBI's taxonomy places the organism in Eukaryota, Metazoa, Chordata, Amphibia, Anura, Bombinatoridae.
GGGCGCUGUCCGAGAGCACAAGACAUUGAAAAUGCGAAGUGGACUAGCUUUAUAUUAGGGCACUCAGAAGGAAAGGUACUGAGGAUGUGAAAAUACAGCUUUUGAGAGACAGCUACCCAAGAGAAGUCUGUCAGCCAGGAGAUCGUAGCACUUAAUACAAAUAGCAGCAAUAAAUAAUUGAUUAGCAGCUGAUCAACAGAAACAGCUGGUCAGCGAAGAUAAAAAAAAAACUGCAACUAUAUAGAAUUCUAUACUAACUGAUAAGCCCUCUCAAUGUGGAACUAAAGACCAUAUAAGAAAGAGAUACUUUUAAUGAAAUUGAUAACUCAUUCGCAAUGGGUAAUGUAUAUCUGUGAAUAAUUUAGAAAAGGUAGACUAUCUCAAAAUAUGUUCUUUUAACAAAACUCAAAUAUCUCUUGGCUAGUGACUUUUUACAUCAAAGCCAAAGGACAAGGUAGGAGGAAAUAUUUGGAAGUUGUACCCUAUCUAUUUAAGGAAGCACUAUACAAAUUAGUCUUGCUUUCAUUAUAGGAAAUUCUGUUUUACAUUUCGCCAAAAAGGAAAAGUCUGGAUUACAUUAUCAAAAAUAAGUUCACUGGUUAAUUUUAAACAAGAUAACAAAAUAUUCACUGCCAAGAAAAGUCUGGGCACCUCUACCACUUUAAAGACCAGGCUGGGACGCCCACUUGCAAGCAAAGCUUACCAGCUCAUCUUUAAAAUAAGCCUAAAGACCCUGGCAACGGUGGGGACCAAAGAAGCAGGCAUAAACCACUGGAUAUUGGGGUCGCCUGGAUAGUGCAGGCCCAGAGACUUGGGGCCCCUGUGGCCCUUAGGAAUUAAGUAUAUUAUUGUUUGACAUCUUCUUUGGACAUGGCAAAGUGGUUUAAAGAGCUCCCUUUGACACUCAAGAAUGUUUCAGACAGAGCUAAACCGGGUCCUCCAGGGUCCAAAACACUUCCUAAAGUUGUAGCCUCCCGCAAGAAUUCCUGUACAGACUCUCUUGGGGCCCCUGUGAAAACCAGAAAGAAUUCGUCCUCUGAUGGGCUAAGCAGAGGUUUAAAGGAUAGUCGUUUAUCCAAAGACAAUUUACAAGGCCUGUUACCUGGCAAAGGCAGAAAAAAUUCGAAGGAUGAAGCUGGGUUAUUUCGGGCCCCCAAGGGCCAUAGCACUUACAUCAACCGUCUCAUUAAGAUAGACCCAAACCUUCAGGAGAAAAAUAAUUUUCAAGAAACAGAAGAACAACCUAAGCAAGGGCAGGACCAGGAACGUGGUACCAAAGAAGAUAUGCAGAUAAUAAUUUUAGAAGACUAUGCAGACCCUUAUGAUGCCAAACGCACCAAAGAACAGAGGGAUGCUGAGCGCGUUGGUGAGAAUGACGGUUACAUGGAACCAUACGAUGCUCAACAGAUGAUUACAGAAAUCCGACGCAGAGGCUCAAAAGACAACCUUAUUACGGAAAUUCUGAUGCUUGAGCUGGGGUCCCCUUGUGGAAUAAAGGUCGAGGUGAAGAGACAGGGCUCCCAGGAGUUGCUGGGGAAGCCACCUCAGCUGUACGAUACCCCAUAUGAACCUCCAGAGACAGGAGAAGAGGUUGAGUCGCAAGAGAAGAAACAGCGGCAGACAGAUGGUACAAGGCCAGAAAAUGACGAGAGGCCAGCAGGGGAGUAUGAACAGCCAUGGGAGUGGAAAAAGGAGCAUAUUGUUAGAGCACUGUCAGUUCAGUUUGAAAGUACUGAGCGAUCACCAGCUAAGGAGGAACCAGUCAAGUUGCACCAACGUCAGAAAAGCUGGACACAAAAGAUCCUAAAACAAACUGAGCAGAUUGAGAAGGUGGAUCCCUGCGUGCCACUAGAGAAACAGAGUUGGUAUCACGGGGCCGUUACGCGUGCUGAGGCAGAGAGUCGCUUGCUGUCUUGCAGAGAGGCCAGUUAUCUUCUUCGGAACAGCGAAUCUGGUAACAGCAAGUACUCCAUCGCCCUGAAGACCAGCCAGGGCUGUGUGCACAUCAUUGUGGCCCAAACCAAGGACAACAAAUUUACUCUGAACCAAACAAGUGCCGUUUUUAGCAGCAUUCCAGAGGUCAUCCACUACUACUCCACUCAAAAACUACCCUUCAAAGGAGCAGAACACAUGAGUCUUCUAUACCCAGUGCACAGCAAGUAGCAUGAAGACCCACAAUGCACAGCAUGGACUCGUAUUUUCUAUCUCAAUAUUUUUGGGUGACAGACACUUUAAUCUGUACCAAACAGCACAGAAAAGCAACAAAGAUUGUUGUUGUUGUUUUGUUAUUUUCUUUUUAAUAUAUAUUUGGAAGCAGUAUAUCUUGAAUUAAACUGUUCGAAUUUAAAGGGACCUAAUUAAAAGAGUGUAUAAUCUUUAUAUGAUAA